CUGUAGCAAGUAGUUCCUCCCCCUCGGGGCGGGGUGUUCAGCCGGUGGUGUGUUGUCAGUGAGCCGUUGCUAUGGAAGCCGCGUAUGAAACCACAAAUCUUCAGCCUUGAGGAACUACAAAUCCCAGCAGAGCCGGAGGAGCUCAGUGCCACAAUGGAGAUCAUCGCUGGGCUCGGAUCCCUCCAGUUUGAGGCCGGAGUCUCAGUGCAACACCAGAGUUUAGUGAAGCUGAAGACCCGGAGACGGGAUCUGACGGAACACGCCUGUGCUCACUCCGUAUUCUUCUGCCAAGUGCUUCUCCAAACCCGGCAGGCUCUGCAGAUGUCUCGGGGAUUCCAUGUCGGCGUCAUUGGUGGCGGUUAUCUGGGGAAGCAACUGGUCCGUUGUCUUCUUGACCUGACAGACCUUCAUGCUGAUGACAUCAGUGUGUCCACCCGCCGGCCAGAGACCCUCCGAGAUCUUCAGGGUCGAGGUGUGAAAUGUUUCUAUGAUAACGUGAAGCUGGUCAGAGGGGCUCACAUCGUCUUCCUGUGCUGUCUGCCAUCACAACUGCCCGCCGUGUGUGCAGAAAUCCGGGGUCACCUGCCAGAAUGGUGUGUGGUGUACAGCCUGGUGUCUGCGGUGCCGUUGCCCAGGGUGACAGGGCUUCUUGGUCACAGCGGUGUCAUCAGGCCGGAGUAUCAGUGUGAUCCCAAGGAUGAUGGGCCACAGUGCCACCACCAUGGUAGCCUGACCAAGGCACUGAAGGAUGGGUCCCUUGUGAGGGCCACAAUUCCCGGGGAGCUCUGGGACGGAGAAUGUGAUAACUGUGUUCUCCACCCAGGAGGAGUUUGCAUUGUCAGCCAUUUCAUGGAGCCUGUACUCUAUGCCGUCCUCAAUCUGUGCACAUCACAUGAUCUGUCACAUGACCAGGCUGUGAGCAUCCUGAAUGGCCUCAUCCAGCAGCGGGUGACAUCGGGUGAAUCUCCCGUAGGAGCUGGAUUUACAAGCGCCAACUUUGUGAGCAAAGCGUUUCUAGCAUCGCUUUCUGCAGACAGUCGGUUUCCUAGGUUUGAUCUGAGCAGUGUCCAGAUGAAGGAGACUCCACUGAGUCAGCACCUUGCAGGCUCCGCCCACCUCCGAACACAGCUGUCCUCUCUAUACUGCACCAUCUUCCAUACGGACACUCAGCGGGUACACCUCUCCUGACCAGCGCGUCGGGAUCCUACGGGGUAAAUGGUCGCGCUAUAUCAAGAUGCAACUGAACUCAACUGACUGAGGACACAUAUGUACCAAACCUGAUUUUUUUUGUAUGUAGUAAACUUUUAAUAACAUUU
Rana temporaria (common frog) is the source of this 1316-nucleotide messenger RNA. RefSeq names its product NADP dependent oxidoreductase domain containing 1 (gene NOXRED1). The coding region runs from base 85 to 1188 and encodes 367 amino acids. The record is from RefSeq and is a predicted model, not a curated record. Gene Ontology annotation, biological process: L-proline biosynthetic process. The transcript has 7 exons. Gene Ontology annotation, molecular function: pyrroline-5-carboxylate reductase activity. NCBI's taxonomy places the organism in Eukaryota, Metazoa, Chordata, Amphibia, Anura, Ranidae.